Messenger RNA from Pelagomonas calceolata, 1047 nucleotides. The record is from the annotation of a GenBank genome assembly. NCBI's taxonomy places the organism in Eukaryota, Pelagophyceae, Pelagomonadales, Pelagomonadaceae.
AUGGACCUCCGGCCGCCCCGCCUCUACAAAUGGUACAAGCCCAUCGACGAGCGGGAGAAGGCCCUGGACCAGCCCGACCUCACUGAGGAGCAGCGCGCGGCCAUGGACCUCGCGCGGCCCCCGGCGCCGAGCCUCCCGGGCGCCCCCGAGGGCGAGCCGGGCGCGGCGCCCGCCGCCGCGCCGGAAGAUGAGGGAGAGGGCGAGCCCGUGGUCUUCACGGCGCCGGAGCACGUGCAGAUCCAGACGCGCGAGGAGCAGCUCGAGGAGAUCCGGCAGAUGGGCCUCGGCGAUUUAUGCAUGGACGAUCCAGAACCAAAAAUCGCCAUGCCCGACUGGGCCGGCGGCGGCAGCGAGUCGUUAGGUGUAAAAUACGACGAGGAACGAGAAAAGUUGGCCCGGGAGUUAUGUGAGGACGAGCCGAUGGAGUCCGAGGCGCCGGACGCGUGCGCGCCGGCGCCGGCGCCGGGCCCCGCGCCGGCCGUCGACGACGACCGCGUCCACGAGCCCACGGACCCGGAACUGAUCCAGCUCAACGGCUUGCUGCAAAGCGCGCUCACGGAGCUCGGCCACAAGGUCAUUGAAUUCGGCUGGGACAAGGAUCCAUUACAUGGCAAGUCGCCGCUCUGUCUCCCGUACGACGAGUACAUGAAGCCCAUCACCACCUCAGAAGAGGAGGCGGGCUACGACCCCGAAGUUGACGACCCGGACUGGGACAACUAUCCUUUUAAAUGGGGCGGCGUCGUGCCCGAGGCCUGGGCGCUCGAGUUCAUCGCGAAGUACCUCAAGGAGCACAAUCCCAAUACUACUAGUGGGGCGCCGGCGCCCGCGCCCGCGCCGGCGGCCGCCGAGGCGCCCGCGCCGGCGGCGCCCUCGGAGGCGCCGGCGCUGCCGCGCGACGUGCUUCCUUUACUGAAUGAGCCGGGCUACGUCGAUACGCAGAAGCGCGUCCUCGGCGCGAUGCCGUCGGAGAUCCCAAGCGACACGACGGGCGAGAUUCAGGACUCGGACGUCGUCGCGCCGGGGCUCGCGCUGCUGCAGCAGCAGUAA